Molecule: messenger RNA, 1845 nt
Organism: Cervus elaphus (red deer)
Lineage: Eukaryota; Metazoa; Chordata; Mammalia; Artiodactyla; Cervidae
Product: protein adenylyltransferase SelO-like
Exons: 15
Source: RefSeq, a predicted model, not a curated record
UCUCCUCUGAAAACUUCAUAGAUAUAUCGUGGUCUAGUUUGGAGGUCUUGCUCACAUCUGGAUGUGUGAGUCCCGCGCGUGCGUGUACUGAGCUGUGUGGAGUUGUUUCCUACUUGAUAAUGUUGAAGCUGCUUGUAACCAGCCCAGGGGAUACUGGAGAAUGGACAAGACUAAUACCCGAGAAGGGAAGUGCUGGAAGAUAUUUUGGACCUUGAUUUAUCUGUCUCAGAAACAGAUGAUUUUAUCCAGCUUGUAAGUGGUAGAAAGAUAGUAUUUGGAUCCACUCCAUUGGCUCACAGAUAUGGCGGCCACCAGGCAAGGUGAAAAAUGGGAGCUCCAGUUAAAAGGCUCAGGAAAGACCCCAUGCUCCCGAAAUGGCAACGGCAGAGCCAUCCUUCGUUCCUCUGUAAGAGAAUUUCUGUGUAGUGAGGCUCUGCAUUAUCUUGGAAUUCCCACCAGCAGAGCUGCAAGAUGCAGUAGUGCUGUGUGUUGCAAAAUCCUGGUUUAGAAUUGGAUCGUUAGAAAUUUUGACUCAUUAUGGUGAACUGGAUUUACUAAGGAUGUUAUUAGACUUCAUCAUACAGGAGUACUUCCCCUUAGUAGAUGGAUUUUUUUUUUUCUAUUGUGAUGUUUGAGACGGCACAGUUCAUUGCCUUGUGGAUGUCUGUUGGUUUUGCUCAUGAUUUUGUACCAAACGCAUCUGAUGAUGAAAGAAGAUAUAAAAUAGGAAAUCAGGCCAAUAUUGGGAUGUUUAAUUUAAACAAGUUGUUACAAGUGCUAAACCCAUUAUUGAAUCCUAGGCAAAAGCAGCUUGCCACUCAGAUUCUUAAGGAGUAUCCCAUUCCUUAUUAUACAAGAUUUAGAGAACUGUUCAAAGUCAAAUUGGGAUUACUUGGAAAAAGCGAGGGUGAUGAUGAUUUAAUUGCAUUUCUCUUACAUCUCAUGGAAAAGACAGAAGCUGACUUUACAAUGACAUUUCGGCAGCUCAGUGAGAUCACUCAAAGCCAAUUAUAGGAACUAGUCAUUCCUCAGGAAUUCUGGGCACUGAAAAUGAUCUCAAAGCACAAACUCUUUCCUGCCUGUGUGUCCCAGUACCUUUGGAGACUGAAGAGUAACAUCAAUGAUUCAGAUUCUGAAAGAAGAAAAAGAAUGACAGCUGUUAUUCCUAGAUACGUGCUGAAGAACUGGAUGGCAGAAUCUGCAGUGCAAAAAGCAGAAAGGAACGAUUUUUCAGAGGUCCACCUCCUCCAGCAAGUUCUCCGCCAUCCUUUCCAGAAGCAUUCUGCAGCUGAGAGAGCAGGCUAUUCCUCCCCAACUCCUUCCUGGGCCAGAGAUCUCAGAGUUAGCUGCUCAUCUUAAUUUGGGGCAAAUCAAUUAAGGAAUACUUCUGUCAUCAAAUCCAGGAUAGAACAAUCUAUUUGAUAAAUUCUUAAUGAUCACCUAUAUUUUCUUGACAAUACUGCACUCUAUAAUAAUGGUAAUGUAUUUUUUUUAACCAAAUAAACUUGGCCAACUCUCUGGAACAUCUUUGUGAUCAUUUUUGUUUUAAUUAAUAAAUAAAUAAACCACCUGAGUUAUUCUCAAUAACUAAAAAAAAAAAUUUAUGACAAUCUUUUAAUGAAUUUAUAAGUUUUUAUCUAAUACUAGCAAUCUGACACCAUGUACCUAGAAAUUUGGGUCAUAUCAAGUAAUAUAAUUUAAUUGUACUCCUCAAGCUUUCUUUGUCUAUUAUGGUAAUUUUCAAUCAUUUACCAAAAUAAAGAGAAUAGUUUAAUGAACCUGAUUUGCCAUUCAACCAAUUUGUUAUCAAUACAUGAUCAGUCUUGCUUCAUUUAUACCCUUACA